UCAGGCAGCCGACACUCCAUUACCUUGUUCCUACCACCUUCGCACAUGCACCCAUUUGCAUUUCCAUACACAUAAUUAUUCUUAAUUAUUAAUAUUUUUUAAUAAAACCCAUUCUACAGAUUAAAGGUAAGAUUAAUUAAUGGAGUUUUGUUUUAUUUUUGCUUUAUUUUAGUUUUAAAUUCUCUGUUAAGAUUCCUCUGCUGUUCCUGCAAGGAAGAUUUCCGGAGAGUGGAUUAGCAGAACCCCUUUGCUUCUUCCUUUUCCCACCUGAAACUCUUUUUUUAAGUCAUUCUUUAGUCCAUUUGAGCUCUGUUGAAUUCAAUCCAAGCAAGCUCAAGUGGGUCAUUGAUUAUUUUCUUUUCUUUUCUUUUCUUUCCUUUUCCUUUCUUUUCUUUUCUUGAGAACCCAUUAAAAUUCUUGUAUGUGUUUUCUCUAGGUCUAUGUCAGUGACGGACAAACUCUCUCUCCUUAUGGAUUGUGUAAUGUCAAUCAUGCAAUAAGUCCGCCAUCAAUUAUUUCCUCACCUUUUUCUCUGCUUCCUGCAAGUUCUAGUUCCAAUUACAAGCAUUUUUUCCCCUCAAAUUCUUGUUUCUGUUUACCCUUUAUUUUCUUAUCUACUUCUGAUAAAAAAGGUUCCUUUUUCUUACCCAUUUGGAUUGGCUUUCUCCUUUGGCUCUACAUUAAAAACCCUAUUAAUUUAUUUUUUUCCCAAAAUUUGUUGCCUUCCCAGUUUUAGGUUUUGCAUAGAAAUUGCUCUCUGUUUGUUUUUUUGUUGGUCGGUUGCAUAAAAGGCCGUAUGCUAUUAUCAGUUACAGCAGGCUGUAGCCAUUUUCUCUUCUGGGUUGUUGAAUAUUUAGUACAAUUCACUUGUUCCUGUCCAAGCUGUACACCAUUAUUACUUCCAUAUUAUUGAAAACAUCUUAUUACUUUCUCGGUUGUCUUUUGUGAUUAAUUUAUUUUCUUGAUAUAAAUUUCGUCUUGUUGAUUCUUAAUUUGUGCUUUCUUUUACACUGUUGGGUGGGGGUUGGUCUCUAUGAUUGUUUCAUCCUCUUCAUUACAAAAACAGAUGGUGUUUGUGCUUUUUUCUUUUGUCCUUUGCAUUAAACUUAAUCAGCAUUAUUAGUUCCAUAAGCUUAAACAUUUUCCAAUCUGAAUCUUGAGCUUUCUACUUCUCUCUCUUUUGAAUCUUAUGAGAUUAAACCCCUUUUUGGGUACAAAAAUUGUCUUCUGGGUCUAAAGUUUAAUUCUGUCUUUCUUUCUUUCUUGUUAAAGUCCAAAUCUUUGAUUCCCCGGUUUCAGUCUGAGUAUUGACAAACACCUUUCCUUUCAACUAUUUCAUCCGUUUAUUUACCAUUUGUAUAUCAAACUCAACUUCUCCAUCUGGGUAUAUCAGACUCAUGCAUAUUGAAGGUCUCUUAAGAAAUGGCCAAUCUUGUUCCAGGAGUGCUUCUCAAACUUUUGCAGCACAUGAAUACAGAUAUAAAAGUUGCUGGUGAGCACAGGUCAUCUUUAUUGCAAGUGGUUAGCAUUGUACCAGCUCUAGCAGGAGGUGAGUUAUUUUCCAACCAAGGGUUUUAUCUCAAGGUAUCAGAUUCAUCUCAUGCCACUUAUGUAGCUUUAGCUGAUGAACAUGAUGAUCUAAUUCUGAGUGAUAAGAUCCAACUGGGUCAAUUUAUUCAUGUUGAGAGACUUGAAUCAGCCUCACCAGUUCCCAUUCUUAGAGGUGUUAGGCCAGUCCCAGGAAGGCACCCUUGUGUAGGGAGCCCAGAAGAUAUUGUAGCAACUCACUCUCUUGGAUUCCUCAAUAAUAAUCAUGAUUCAAGUUCAGGUUUAAAACAUUUAGACAAAGUGAAAUCACCUCAGAAAGGGUAUUUUGCAAGUAGCAAUGUAGGAGAGAAGGAGAAACCAGUGGGUGUUAGAAUGAAUGGCAAUGCUAAUAAGGAGGAUUUAUCAGAUAGAAAAAACUCUUCUCUGAGCAGGACAAAGUCUCAAUUGUCAAAACCUACACUGAAUUUGGAUUUGAAGAAGGUGGCAAAAUCAAAAUCUUCAAGUUCAAAGUCGAUUCCUUCCUCCCCAACAAGUUGUUAUUCGCUGCCCACUUCAUUUGAGAAAUUUGCUAAUGGGGUUAAGCAGCAGACGAAGAUUAAGGGGUCAGAUAAGGGAUCUACUAAGUCGGUGGAAAAGUUGAGUUCUGUUCGUGCGGCAAGUCCAACUGCAAAGAGGGUACCAGUUAUUAAGAAUAUAGUUCAGGGAAUUGAGUUGGGUGCUAAAGCUUUAAGGAAGAGUUGGGAAGGGACUAUGGAGGUGAAGCACAGGGAGAAUUCAAAAUUAAGGGCUACCAAACACGAUCCGAAGCCUGAAGCUCGGAGUAUUUCUGCUCCUAGAAAAAGCACAUCAAGUGAUAGGUUGGUAUCUAAAGAGGACAAUAAGAAACAACUAUCAGCCAAAUCAUCUAAACAGGAGAAUAGAAAUCCGAUAUCUACGAAGAAAGUUGCUGCAAAUGGAAAUUUGGAUGGUCAAGAAAAGUCAAAUAAGCAAAGAGCAUCUGUUGGAAAGAAAUCAUCAGGAGACAAUAAUGGUUUUCCAGGAAACCUGGUUAAGGUUUCAAUAAAUAGCAGGAAACUGACAGAGGGAAGUGUUUCAUGGAAUUCACUCCCCUCUUCUGUUGCUAAGCUUGGAAAGGAAGUUAUGAAGCUUAGAGAUUCUGCACAGACAGCAGCAAUAGAGGCUAUGCAAGAGGCAUCUGCUACAGAGAGCUUACUUCGAUGUUUAGGCAUAUACUCUGAUCUAACUUCCUCUGCUAAAGAAGAUGACCCUCAACCGGCUGUGGAGCAGUUCUUGACCCUCCACGCAACCUUGAACAAUGCUCGUUUGGUCGCUGACUCUCUGUCUAAAAUUCCACCAGUUGGUUCAUCGCCAGAUUCUGAUGACAACCCAUCAGAAGAAGUGCUAAAGGUCACAUCAGAAAGACGGAAACAUGCUGCCACUUGGGUCCAAGCUGCGUUGGCCACCAAUCUGUCAUCCUUUUCCGUAUUUACAAAAGAAACAACUUCAGCUCCCACUCAAGGCCAAAAGACUUCAAGUAGUAAUCUACCUGUAUUAGUCCUGGAAAAUUCAUCUAAGAAUUCAUCAGCAAAAACUCAAGGGAAAACCCGCCCAUCUGUUGGCUCCAAGCUUGUAGCUACUGGAGCUUUUCGCAAAUCGGGGGAUAGCUCCGCCGUUACUCAGAAGAUGCCACCCCCACCACCUCCUGAGUGGAUCAGAGGAAGUGGCCUUGAUGAGGCUGUGGACUUGGCUGAAAUGUUACAGAUGGAAUCCCAAGAUUGGUUCCUGGGAUUUGUGGAGAGGUUCUUAGAUGCCGACAUAGAUUCCUCAACUUUAUCUGAUAAUGGUCAAAUAGCAGGCAUGUUGAGUCAGCUGAAGAGUGUGAAUGACUGGUUAGAUGAGAUUGGUUCAAGCAAGGAUGAAGGAGAAACACCUCAUGUUUCAUCAGAGAUUGUUGACCGUCUCAGGAAGAAGAUAUACGAAUAUCUUCUUACACAUGUUGAAUCUGCUGCUGCUGCAUUAGGUGGUGGAUCACAAUCAUCGCCAAGGCUUCGAAGUGUAGAUACGAAAGCGAAAAGGUGACUUGACGCCAUUAAUUUCCACCUCCGCCGUGUGAAACGCAGCAUCAGAGGUGAAUAUAGAACAGCAAAAUUACCAUUAUACUUUUGUCCUUAACCGACAAGUGGGAUAAGGAUUUGAGGUUGUUAUAAUCUAUGUAUAUAAAUCCUGCAUGGGUUUGUGGUAUAGAUGGUUGUCUGAAAGCAAGCAUUUAGAUCAUUAGAUAGGGAUUUUAUUUCAAAUUAUUCAUCCUGGCAUUUGGUUUCUGAAAUUAUACAAAUUGAACAGUUUGAUAAGCUGGAAAAUGAGAUUUUUUUUUUCU
Messenger RNA from Manihot esculenta (cassava), 3925 nucleotides. RefSeq lists its product as uncharacterized. Bases 1423 to 3627 code for a protein of 734 amino acids. The record is from RefSeq and is a predicted model, not a curated record. The transcript has 4 exons. NCBI's taxonomy places the organism in Eukaryota, Viridiplantae, Streptophyta, Magnoliopsida, Malpighiales, Euphorbiaceae.